AUGGAGAACAAUAACAUAACAAACAUUGAGCCUUCGGGCUGUGUAACUAGCGAGGAGCCUACGGGCCCUGACUUGAGGGACCGUGGGAUGCCGUCCUUGGACGCGCGCUCACCCGUGAGCGGGGGUCAUGGAGUGGUGGACCAGUCGCCAAACCACCCCCUCACGCACAUUGCUUUGCAGAGGCUAUACAACAUGGGCGCUGCGGAGGGUCGUAUUAUUACCACCAUUGCGGAUGUCCACUCUGAGGCCGAGGGCUUCCACUCGGCAUUCGAGGAGGAGGAGAGAACAUCCCCUGACGAAGGUUGUGAGGGGACGGCGUCCCCAGCUAGGGAUCCUCUUGAGGUCGGAGGGGAGGAUCCCGAAGUCCGGAUUGGAGAGGACGAGUCGUUGCGGACCGAGGUACUGGACACCGAUGACCUGGGAGAACCCGCCAACGUGGGUCUGGUUGUGGACCCUCCGGUACUGGGGAGCCCCAUGACCACCCCGUCUAUAGGUCGGAGUAGCUCCUUCGAGGUGUCGGCGACUGCGGUGCCAAGCGAGGAGAACCCUCCUGGGGGCCCGAACAGCGGCGAUACGCCGAAACCUCGGAGGAAUAAAAGACCUCUAAGGGAGAUUGUGUCACCUUCUCCCGAGACGGUGGGGGAACAACUGAUAAAUCUCGUGGAAGAGGGGAGCGAUGACGGGGGAGAAGAAGAGGAUUUGGCCAUCAAGCCCUCGGGGAGGGGACCCCCGCGUCGCAUAGUGUCGGACUCCGAGGACUCGCUAAUCGUGGUUGGCUUGGCCCCAUCGCCGCCCCGACUGUCGCCUCAACGCAAGGCGCGUGCCCUGCGCGAGAGGGACAAGCACGGGAAGUUUAAAAAGAGAUCACCGACCUCCGCGGAGGCAUUGGCAGCUACUUCACGGCCUAAGAAGAAGGCCAAAUGCGUAAACUCUUCCCCGGAGCCCGGGACGGGAGACAGCCAUCCCGACCCGUCUGUGGACCUCACUGAGACUCCUGACGGGUCGCGUUACCCACUGGCCAGGAGAAUAACAAGAGCGGUGAAGAAGAGGGAGCAGGAGAAGGGCACGGAAGAGGAAGAAGAGGAGCUGGCCGAGCUGCCGAAGCUGGAUACGGAGCUGCUAGCCAUUCGCGGAGCCCAAUCGACAACCCUCCUAUCCCUGGGCCUUGAUAAACUGGGGCUCCUGGAGGAUUUAAGGUCCCGGAGCAAGAAUCUCCAGGGUGGUGUCAGCGGUAAAAUGAGGAUCCAGAUCGCUGUUGUGACCGAAAUAAUCCGGGACCUGGCCCACAGAGUGGAGCAGAAAGGUGACCUCAUGUGGCUGAGGCGCCAGCUGCGGGAUGUCAAAGAGGACCGAGACAAGACCAGGGAUAGGGAGCUGCAGCUGCAGAGGCGGGUCCGGGGCUUGGAGGAUCGCCUGGCUAAGUUGGAGGCGGCGCAGAACUGCGACUCCGGCGUACGGGCCUCCGUUGCGUCCGGAGGUCGACCCGGAUCGGUGGUCUCGGGCCUUAGCUUGCCCUCGUUAAGGGGAGUCGCUGAGAGUGUUGUGGUGGAGCCCGAUGUGUCGGCCCUGUUAGACCGGCGUUUCGCUUUCGAUGGCGCGGGUAACCCGCGAAUACUCGGAGUCCAGACGGGGGAUCGGGUGAUCGAUUCGCCCUCGGUUGGAAGGGGUGUUCCUCGAAUCAUCGAGGACAUCCAACUGGUGCCUCCGUCCGGGAGGCUUCCUCCCGGUAGUGGCGGCGUCAUCUCCAGGGGCUCCGGGGCCUUUGCCGCCCUGGACUCGAUACCGGCUGACGGCGCGACGUGGCGAAUGUCCAUGAGCCGUAGCGCUAAGCGGCGUGCGCGGCGCAAGCGAAAGGCGCUGUCCGAUGGGAUCGGUGCGGGUGUUGUACCGGGCCCUGGGGGACCUGCGACCCCAGCGAGGGGGGGUCCCCCUCAGAAGGGCACCCCAGCUAAACCUGGGACCGUGGCUGUCGGGGGGUCUCGAUCCCGGCGCGCGAGUUCCUCAAGAGGGGCUUCCGGACCCGGACUCGGACGGAGGCCUCCGCGCACGGCGGCGGUUGGGCUCAAGGGAAGGGGGGAGACCUUCUCCUACGCGGAGGCUUUGUUGAAAGCCCGGGGGGAGGUCUCCCUGAAUGAAUUGGGGGUUGAGGCUCUGAGGAUCCGGCGCGCGGCUAACGGCGGCCGGAUUCUGGAGAUCCCGGGUCCGGACGGCCCCGCUAGGGCCGACCUCCUCGCGGCCAAAUUACGGGAGGUAUUGGGCGACAGCGCGACGGUCACGCGCCCCAUCGCCAGGGGUGAGCUGCGAUUAAUCGGUCUGGACGACUCGGUGACCACCGGCGAGGUCACCGAAGUCGUGGCGGACGAGGGUGGUUGCGAGGUGUCGGACAUCCGGACGGGCCCCAUCAGACAAAUGUUCAAUGGGAUGGGGUCGGUCUGGGUGCAGUGCCCACUGGUCGCCGCGCUGAAGCUGGCGCGGCUGGGUAGUGUCAGGGUGGGAUGGGUCUCCGCCCGCGUUAUAUUACUGAAGGCGAGACCCGUCCAAUGUUUCAAGUGCUGGGGAUAUGGCCACGGGAAUGUCAAUCAUUCCCUGCCGGCGCAGGACCUGCUGGUCCAGGAGGCGGCCCGUCUCGGCGCCGCCCUCUGUUUCGUCUCCGAGCCGCGGGUCGUUCCCGCCUCCCAGCACUGGCUGGGCAGCGGGAGCGGCCGCUCCGCGCUCUUCUGGAGGCCGGGGGCGUUGCCGGGCGGGUGCCGUUUGGUCGAUCGGGGCCGCGACUUCGUGGCCGCUGACUGCGGCGAGUUUUACGCCGUCAGUGCGUAUUUUCCACCGCGGGGGGGGAUCGCGGCUUUCCUCGGUCGGCUGGACGGGCUGCGCGGGGCGCUCUCCGGCCUCCGGGGGCGCAGGGUUCUCCUGUGCGGGGAUUUCAACGCCAGGUCCUGGCUUUGGGAUCCCCGCCGGGAGAACCGUCGAGGGGAGGUUCUCUCGGAGUGGGCCGCCGAGAUGGACCUCCGCCUCCUCAAUGUGGGUGGUGUCAGCACCUGCGUGCGGCCGCAGGGAGUAUCCGUGGUGGAUCUCUCCUGGGUGUCUCCCGGGUUGGCGGGCAGGGUUACGGGGUGGUCGGUGUUGGAGGGAGUGGAGACUCUCUCCGACCACCUUUACAUAAAGUUUGGCAUCUUGCCGUCUGGGUCGGCCGGCGGGGGUGGAGAGGGUCACAGCGGGGUCUAUCCCCGUUGGGACUUCUCAAAGCUCCGUCCGGACGACCUGACUGCUUCGCUGGAGGAACGGUGUGCCUUCGGCCCGGGGGAGGCCCAGGCGGCCACUGCUGAGGGCCUGGCGGGUUGGGUCUCGCAGACCAUGGCUCGUGCCUGCGACGACUCGGCUCCCAGGUCCCGGUUUUGUAGGGUUGGUGGUGGUAGGCGUGCUUCCUCCGUCUACUGGUGGACGGAGGAGAUCGCCGGGCUGCGUCGGGCCUGUUUACGGGCCCGACGUAGCUUCACUAGAUGUAGACGUCGGGGUAGUCGUGUGUACUGUGAGUGUUGUGCCGUCUUUCGCCUAGCCAAGCGGGACCUUCGCAAGGCCAUCAUAGCCGCGAAGAUCCGCGCUUGGGAGGACCUGGUUCGGUCGGUUGAGGAGGACCCGUGGGGGCUGCCGUAUAAGCUCGUGUUAAAACGGCUUAGGCGGUCGUCGCCAGCUCUCACGGAGACCCUCGGAGAGGAUGAGCUAGCAGAGAUGCUGGAUUCCCUCUUUCCGCGGCCUUCUGAACGGGAUUGGGUCGAGCCUCGCCAAGAGUUUGCGUGGGAUCCCUCCUGGGCCUGCGACGAGGGGGAGGUACUGGAGGCCUUAAAGGGGAAGGCCAGGGCCGGCAAUCCGGCUCCUGGUCCGGAUGGGAUACCCGCCGGUAUCUGGCGGAGGGCGCCCAUGGCCUUAACCCGGAUUAUCGUGAGGCUAUUCAAUCGAUGCCUCAUGGAGGGCAUCUUUCCAGCCGCUUGGCGGCGCGCGAGGCUCGUCUUGAUCCCCAAGGGUGGUGCGGAACCGGCCGGGCCGCUCCGAGCCCGCCCCAUCUGCCUCCUCAAUGAGAUCGGCAAGAUCUUUGAGAGGGUGCUGGUGGGGCGGGUGGAGCGUUGGAUGGCGGAUCAUCCGUCGGCCUCCCUGUCCGAUUCCCAGUACGGGUUUCGGGCGGGUAGGUCGACGGUGGACGCCCUCCUUCGGGUCCGCGACUUUGUGUCUCGUGCCGUGCAGGGCGGGGGCGCGGCGGUGGCUGUCGGGUUGGACGUGGUGAACGCGUUCAACUCGGUGCCGCGGUCGCGCAUCCUGCAAUCGUUGUGGGAGAAGGGUUUCCCCCUCUACCUCCGGCGCGUGGUGGGGAGCUACCUGUCCGAGAGGACGGUAGAAUUUCCCGUCCGCGGCGGCGGUGUGAGGUCUCGUGACGUGGUGGCGGGCGUCCCCCAGGGGUCUGUCCUCGGCCCCCUCCUCUGGAAUGUGGUAUAUGACCGCGUGCUCAACGCUCGCCUCGAGCCUGGGUGCGAGGUCAUUUGCUACGCGGACGACACCCUGGUCCUGGCUGCGGGCCCCUCCGUGGAAUGGGCCUCGGUCCGUGCGACCUUUCAGGUGACAUACACGGUGGGGAGUAUCGCUGGCCUGGGACUCAGGGUGUCGGCGGGCAAGACAGUGGCGGCCAUGUUUCACGGGAGGAGGGCCCGAGGGCGGGCUCCACCGGUGGAGGUAUUUGUUCGUGUGGGGGACGAUUAUGUGGAGCUUCGUGAUAGUAUGAAGUAUCUCGGAGUGAUCCUGGACAGUCGCAUGUCUUUCAGGUUUCACUUCGAGUACGUGCGGACGAAGGUCGCGACGAUCGCGAGGGCCCUGGGCAGGCUGAUGCCCAAUAUGCGGGGCCCCGGGGAGGCCCGGCGUCGGUUGUACGCAACCGUGAUGAUGUCUGUGGUUCUCUACGGGGCGCCGGUUUGGGUUGAAGCCUUUGCUGCAACUCAGCGAGCCCAGGUGGACCUGAGGCGGAUCCAACGGCAGAUCGCGCUGAGGGUGGUGUCCGGGUACAGGACGGUGUCGUACGUGGCUGCGACCCUCCUGGCUCGGAUGCCGCCCAUUGACAUCCUGGCGGCGUCUCGUCGCCGGAUGUACGAGAGGGCUCGCGGCCUUCGUCCGUACGGGUUGUGGACGUCCGAGGCGGUCGCGGAGGCCCGGGCUGCGGAGGAGCUGCUGGUUCGCCGGCAGUGGCUUCUGCAGCUCCGGGCCCCGGGACUGCCCAGUGUUCGUGUUCGUGACGCGAUCCUCCCGGAGCUUAACCUCUGGCUGGAUCGUCCGAAUCGUGGCGGCCUGACCUUUCACGUCACUCAGUUGCUGACGGGCCACGGGGUGUUUGCGGAUUUCUUACACAAGAUCGGGAAGUAUCAAACUCCGCAGUGUCUUCACUGCGGAGACGCGCGGGACGACGCGCAGCACACCCUGCAGCACUGUGUGUCGUGGCGGGUGCAGCGCGAGGAGCUGGUGAGGGUGAUGGGCGGGGAUCUGUCCCUGCCAGCGGUCGUGCGGGAGAUUCUGCGCUCCCGUCGGGCCUGGUCGGCCGUGGCGAGAUUCGCCGCGGUCGUGCUGGGCUCGAAGGAGAGCGCGGAGAGGGCCCGCGAGAGGGCCGCCGACCGCUGGGUCGUGGGCUCUUCCCCCUCAUCCACCUCCCAAUCGGGGGACCGGA
Molecule: messenger RNA, 5698 nt
Organism: Harpegnathos saltator (Jerdon's jumping ant)
Lineage: Eukaryota; Metazoa; Arthropoda; Insecta; Hymenoptera; Formicidae
Exons: 3
Molecular function (GO): catalytic activity
Source: RefSeq, a predicted model, not a curated record